CCUUUGUGUGAGUACAUAAAAGAUAUGGGUAAUGUAAAAACAAUAAUCUAAAUAAAAUAUUACAUGUACAUUUACCAAUGUUGUCUUCUGAAUGGAGUAUUUAAGAUUACCAGCAACUUUCUUUGAAGCGGCCAAAAGAAUUAAUUUUGAGUCGUUUCAAUUGCCGCCGAACGAAAUACCACAAAUAUUUAUCAAGGAUCUUCAAAUCAUUAAUUUGCCGCCAACAGCCAGAGUUUUUGUUCGUCUUGCUGCUGUCUCUGGAGCUAUUGCUGCGAUAAUGUGCAUGUAUGGAUUGGAAGUCUUGUAUACACCAGUUCCAAUGGAGCCGCAGGAAGUAAUCUCCAAUGUCGAGUUUAGUCCAAGCUACCAGUCGUACAGAGUUAACAGUGCAAUCAAACAGAAUUUUGAAAUGGCGAACAGACAACACUUUAUUCACACUCUGGCUCUACUUGCUGUUCCCUUUUGUCGAUGGCCCAGAUUGACAGGCACAGUCAUGACUACUGGCAUCAUUGUUUUCUGUGGCAGCUGUUACUAUUACGCUCUAACAGGAAACAAAAGCGCAUUACAUACAGCCCCCUAUGGAGGGUACCUGCUGAUUCUGGCCUGGAUGUUGACGGCCAUCUAGAACCACAAACAAAUCCACAUUUAUAAACUCUCUUUUUAACAUUAUUUCAUGCGAACUGAACUGCUUUUCAUAAAAUGAUAGGCCCACCCUCUACGUACACACUAUUAAACAGACAAUUUGUAAUAUUUUGACGCUAUAGGUAGGUCUCUGUGUGACCGUUUCCUAAUAAAACAUCCAGGGGUCAAUUCUAAAUAGAUUUCUAAAAAGAUUUCAAUAUAUAGAUUAUUGCUAUUUUUAGCCCUGCUCUGUAAGCUCACUGCAACGAAGGGAAAUAAGUCUCAAUUAGUUGUAUCACUGCAUGGGUUAUGUCACAUUUAUAGACGGUUAACAGAAGCUAUUAAAUAUGUUUUUAUUUUAUUAGGUGAGAAGAAAAUUUUGUCGUAAAGAUCUAUGAAUAAAUUUAAUAGACAUUAUAUAGAGUUCAACAUUUUUUUAUGGUUACGUUAUACCAUAGGUGUAGCUAGCCAUGUGCGGGUGGUGCGGGCCGCACGAGGCACUAGGAUGUGAGGGGCGUCAAACGUUACCCCAGUAUGUAUUCAGUUCCUAUUACCUUGAGCCUUUCGGUUAAAAACAACAGGAUAAUAUACUGUAGACCUUAUGACAUUGGAGAUAGCACUGAAGACUUUUCAGAUAAUGUUCGAAUACUGAUAUGUUUAUGAGCAAGAAAGCAAGUAAGAUUUAUUUGUAAUGUCUCUUUUGUCUAGCUACCUUUUUGUUAACUAGCCCUAACAAGGAAUACACACGUUAUUUGAAGAAAAAAUAAAGGAAGUCUUUUUGCGUUUUAUUUCGAUUUUUUUUUUUGGGAGGGCUUCAUGAGGAGUUUCCGCACCGGGCAUCAUACAGAUUACCCUAGCCACGCCACUGCGAUAUACAGAGAAUAUAUUUAUUAAUUUUGUAUGAGUGUUUUUGAAGUUUUUACUUUGUGUUUUCUUUUUGUUUUGCGUUAGAAUGAAGUUAUCUUCCCUUUGCGAUGAUAGAUUACGUCUCUUUA
Biomphalaria glabrata is the source of this 1616-nucleotide messenger RNA. RefSeq names its product transmembrane protein 256 homolog. The record is from RefSeq and is a predicted model, not a curated record. Bases 92 to 625 code for a protein of 177 amino acids. The transcript has 6 exons. NCBI's taxonomy places the organism in Eukaryota, Metazoa, Mollusca, Gastropoda, Planorbidae.